AUGCAACUUGAUCUGGAAUCAUUGUCUGAAGCUACUUCCGGAGCAAUUGGAUCCCUUGUCAGCACCACCGUCUUGUACCCACUUGAUACAUGUAAAACCAAAUAUCAAGCUGAAGUUCAAGCUCGUAAUCAGAGAAAAUAUAGGAGAAUUUCUGAUGUUCUAUGGGAAGCAGUUUCUAAACGUCAGGUGCUUUCUUUGUACCAAGGCCUUGGGACGAAAAAUGUCCAAUCCUUCAUUUCGUCGUUUAUUUAUUUCUAUGGAUACAGCUACUUUAAGAAACUAUAUUUGAAACAAACUGGAAACAAGAGCAUUGGAACAACAGCAAACUUGAUUGCCGCUACUAUGUCUGGCGUUUGUACUAUACUAAUAACACAGCCCUUAGAUACAGCAUCCUCGAGGAUGCAAACAAGUGAAUUUGGAAAAUCCAAGGGACUAUGGCAGACCUUAUCAGAGGGUACCUGGAGUGAGGCAUAUGAUGGCCUGGCCAUAUCUGUUCUUUUAACAACAAACCCAUCUAUUCAGUAUACUGCAUUCGAUCAGCUGAAAAACAGACUACUAAAGGGAAAAGUGAGCAAGAAGACCGAUGCAAAGUCGUCCCCAGAAUCGCUGUCUGCAUUUAAUGCUUUCUUACUGGGUGCAGUUUCAAAAUGCGCAGCUACAUGCUUGACAUACCCGGCUAUCAGGUGUAAAGUUACGAUUCAGGCUGCUGAUUCAUAUGAUAAUAAGAGUACAGAAGCGGAGAAGAAGGCACAGAAGACAAUCUCUGGAGCACUCUAUACAAUUUGGAAAAGAGAAGGCCUCUUGGGAUUUUACAAUGGAUUGCAGGCGCAGAUAUUGAAAACUGUUCUCAGCUCUGCAUUACUUCUGAUGGUAAAGGAGAAGAUCACAAAGUCGACAUGGAUUCUGAUGCUCAUGAUUGGAAGAUACUUUUCUGCCUAUCCCCCCAAAUUGAAAGCACCUUGA
Vicia faba (fava bean) is the source of this 963-nucleotide messenger RNA. NCBI's taxonomy places the organism in Eukaryota, Viridiplantae, Streptophyta, Magnoliopsida, Fabales, Fabaceae. The record is from the annotation of a GenBank genome assembly.